AUGAAACUUUUUGUUACUGUUGGUACGACUGAAUUUGAACGACUUAUUGAAACUAUUAACGAAGAGGAUGUAAUGAAACAACUCUCCCAAAUUGGAAUUACUGAAAUGGUUGUUCAAUAUGGACACGGAAAAUAUAUUCCUGAAAGUAAAGCAGGUAUAACAGUUCAUUCAUUCUCUAUGAAAACAUCAAUUUCAGAAGACUUUAAAGCUGCUGAUUUAAUCAUAACUCAUGCUGGUGCUGGAUCUGUAAAUGAAGCACUUAGUGUAAAAAAAUCAACUAUUGUUGUUAUUAAUGAUGCAUUAAUGAAUAAUCACCAAACAGAAAUAGCAAAGAAACUUUCAGAACUGGGAGCAGUUACAUAUUGUCCUUCUCCAUCUACGUUAAAAGAAUUACUUUCUCAUUACAUUAUUCAACCUGGAAAAGACAUUGUUCUUAAAGGAAAAGAGGUAGAUGAAAAAAUUGGUAAUCUCAUGAAAGAGUGGUGUGGAUUAGAUAAAAAUAAAGAUAAAGAAAUUUGUGUAGUUCUUGGAAGUGGUGGACAUACAAUGGAAAUGCUUCAUGUGUUACAUCCCUUAGAUGAAUUGUGUCAUGAGGUUAUCAAACAAUUUGAUGUAAUUGUAGCUGAGAGUGAUAAUAUAAGUUCAAAAAAAUUAGAAGGAAUAAAAAGUAAAUAUAAUGUUCAUCAAAUUCCACGAAGUAGGAAAGUUGGACAGUCAUACUUUACUUCUAUUUUUACAACAUUGUAUGCCAUAUUUGUUUGUAUUGGUAUGGUUUUAAAAAUUAGACCAGAAGUAUUACUUUGUAAUGGACCAGGAACUUGUGUUCCUGUUUGUAUUUGUUGUUGGUUUUUAAAUUUAUUCCAAAGUAAAAAAACAAGAAUUAUAUAUCUUGAAAGUGUAUGUAGAGUUACUACAUUAUCUCUUACUGGUAAAAUAUUAAAAUUUAUUGCUGAUAUUUUUGUUAUUCAAUGGGAAGAAUUAAAACCAUUAAAUAGAAAUGCAAUUGUUCAUCAUCUCUUUUAUGCUUCAGAUAAUUAA
Messenger RNA from Entamoeba histolytica HM-1:IMSS, 1038 nucleotides. RefSeq lists its product as uncharacterized. The record is from RefSeq and is a predicted model, not a curated record. Gene Ontology annotation, biological process: dolichol-linked oligosaccharide biosynthetic process. The coding region runs from base 1 to 1038 and encodes 345 amino acids. Gene Ontology annotation, cellular component: UDP-N-acetylglucosamine transferase complex. Gene Ontology annotation, molecular function: hexosyltransferase activity. The transcript has 2 exons. Lineage: Eukaryota; Evosea; Mastigamoebida; Endamoebidae.